Molecule: messenger RNA, 1939 nt
Organism: Scheffersomyces amazonensis
Lineage: Eukaryota; Fungi; Ascomycota; Pichiomycetes; Serinales; Debaryomycetaceae
Exons: 1
Coding region: 55-1914 (619 amino acids)
Source: RefSeq, a predicted model, not a curated record
AAGAACGUGCAUAUAUAACGCGCAAAAGUAUCAUGUAAGAAAUCAUAUCAAAACAUGCGCUUAUCUAUAAGCUAUAUAAUUAAGCCAGUACCAAUGGUAUCAACAGCAAGAACAUUCAAUGGUAAUGUCAUGUCUAUUGAUUACAUUAAGACUUUUUGGUUAGAAUUUUUACCCCGCUUGCCUGACGAUGUUAUUAGGGAGAUAUUGUGGUUAACUACCCCUGAUAUUAUAUUUAACUGUCUAAGUCUGAUAGAUUGUCUUAAGCCAUUGAUAUACCACGAGUUCUAUAACGACUUAGAGAUAAGUUUGGAAAAGAAGGAUUUACAGAUAAUCAUUGAUAUAACAAAUCAUGCAUUUCCAUUUCAUGCCGUAGGGUUAACUAACACAUUUACUAUUUCACAAAUUCCAUCGGACUUGAAACCUAGGAGCUUAACUAUUACUGCUAAUUCCCAAACUGAAUUGGAAGAGUUUUAUAAGAAAUAUUGCAACACAUUACUUAAGAAUGUUGAUCGAACGCAUAUCAUUUUGCGAGGUGAAAAGGAAACUUUAGAAUACUCCGAUGUCUUAUUUAUACAUUGGUUUCCAAAAUUAGCUAGUUUGGAAGUGUAUCGUAAGCAGCAUCUCAUUAUAAAAUUCCCUAUAAAUACAGAAAUUCUAAAUAAGAUUAGAGACAAUGAUGCUGCUUUCAAUGUCAUAGCUGAAUGUGCUUCUAAAGCAGAAUCUUUAACUAUGUUUAGAAGAAAGGAAAAAUUUAAAAUAAAGUACUUGGGUCAAUUAAGAAGACUUCGAUUGUUGAAUCACAACAUAGGCAGAUUACCAAAGUUACCUGAAUCAUUACAAGAGUUACUGAUUGUUUCAGCUGAUUUUUAUGUUAAUACAUUACACUUUGAAUGGCCCUCGGAUAUGACUUCUAUUGAGAUACGACAUUGUAAUAUCAAUGAUGAGCAACUACUUAGGUUAUGUAAUUGGCCCAGAAGUUUGAGAUCUUUAGUGAUAGCCCGAACCAAUAUCAGUAGAAUUUCUAGUCUAGGUUCAUUACCGAAGGAUUUAGAGAUCUUGAAAGUGUUAUUUAACAAGGUAUUCACUUUAAGAGUAAAUUUUAAUUCAAGGAAUUCGUAUCCUUAUUUCAAACUUCCUGAUUCGUUACUAAAGUUUGAAUAUGCUGGUCCAAGGACUAUAUGGCCUGGUAAAGAUGAGCAUCCUAUAUGUUUUCCUGAUGGUCUAGUAAGUUUGAAGAUAAAUGAUUCGUCCAUCAAAUCACUAAGGAAGUUUGUUUUUCCAUCAUGUCUAGAAAGCAUAGACUUGGGGCUGAAUGAAAUUAAAGACAUAAACCUGUACAGAAACCCACUAAUUGGUAAAGAGUGGUCACAACUUAAUUGUCUAAAGGAACUUAUAUUAUCCGAUAAUGAGAUUAGUUCUGUGUCAUUGAAGAAUUGGAUUCCUCCUAAGUCAUUAAAGAUUUUGGAUUUAGGGUAUAAUAGUGGUAUUAAGUGUUUAGAUAUUUCCAUUUUUGAUAUUAAAACGAAGGAAUACACUAGUGGUUUGAGUUCAGUUGAUAUCAACAAUUGUAAUAUUGAACAUAUACCUUCAAGUAUGUAUUUACCAGAAAAUGUCAUGUAUUUAAACCUUAGUUGCAAUCCAAUUAAAAGGCCGAUUCUCCCGUCAAUUAUUUCCAAACAUAAAAAGUUAAUACAAUUAUUUUUGGGAUAUAAUGAAGAGUAUAAUUGGGAAUUUGAAGAAAAUGAAGAAGCAUACGGGUCAAAUUUACAAACUCUUGAGAUUUCUUUUGAAGAAGGUCAACCAGCUAUGGAAAGUUUAAGAAUUCACAAAACUAUCGAGAGGGUGUUUGGAAGAAGAAUAAUUCACGAGCUGAGUUAUUGUUAUGGGUUGCUUAGUCUUGUUCAUCCAGAGUAAUUAUGGAAGUGUUAUAGAGUAGGAA